Mollisia scopiformis is the source of this 1551-nucleotide messenger RNA. Its product is annotated as CoA-transferase family III. The record is from RefSeq and is a predicted model, not a curated record. Bases 102 to 1421 code for a protein of 439 amino acids. NCBI's taxonomy places the organism in Eukaryota, Fungi, Ascomycota, Leotiomycetes, Helotiales, Mollisiaceae. Gene Ontology annotation, molecular function: catalytic activity. The transcript is spliced from 7 exons.
AAGCAAUCCAAUCAUUCGUCUCACAAAUUAUAUAGAUUUCUCGUCUUCUUCAAUGUAUAUCCCGCCAUUGAUGGCUUGUUCUGCAGCAAUAUAGAGUCACCAUGCUGCAAAGCACUUUCUUACCACGUCUCACAAGGAGCCUCGGCAAAGCGUCCAGGCAAUGCUCGAGGAGUUUCUCAGCAAAGGGAGCAGUAGAUGAACCCCGACUACCACUUUCUGGAACGAGGAUUUUGGACUUGACGAGAGUCUUAGCAGGGCCAUACUGUACGCAAAUACUGGGAGAUCUUGGUGCGCAAGUGCUGAAGAUAGAACAUCCGACUCGUGGCGAUGACACUCGACAAUGGGGUCCUCCCUAUGCACCCAAUCUGGACGGCAAGCCGGGGCCUGGCGAAAGUGCAUAUUACCUUUCAGUAAAUCGCAACAAGAAGUCCAUUGGAGUCUCAUUCAAAGACCCGAAAGGUGCAGAUCUGAUCCGCCAAUUAGCCCUCCAAGCAGACAUCUUCGUAGAGAACUACUUACCUGGUACGCUCAAGAAGUAUGGCUUGGAUUUCAAGACGUUGAGCGAAGCGAAUCCGAAGCUCAUUUACGCGAGUGUGACGGGAUAUGGCCAGACAGGUCCAUACAGUAAUCGAGCGGGCUAUGAUGUUAUGGUGGAAGCGGAGAUGGGACUCAUGCACAUUACAGGAACACGUGAUGGUCCUCCUGUCAAAGUCGGCUGCGCCGUGACGGACUUGACUACAGGCCUAUAUACUGCAAAUAGUAUCAUGGCAGCAUUGCUUGGGAGGGCAAAAACAGGAGAGGGCCAGCACCUAGAUGUUUGCUUGAGUGAUUGUCAAGUUGCAACAUUGUCGAACAUGGCAGAGUCGGUGCUCAUUUCGGGCAAAAGAGAUACGGGGCGAUGGGGGACUUCACAUCCAUCUGUUGUGCCUUAUCGAUCGUUCCGAACCUCAGAUGGAGAUAUCUUAUUCGGGGGUGGAACUGAUCGUCUAUUCGGCAUUCUAUGCGAAGGUCUCGGUAAACCAGAAUGGAUCAAUGACGAGAGAUUUGCAGUCAAUUCCGGUCGAGUAGCGAAUCGAAACUUGCUUGAGCCAUGGAUAGAAGAAAUCACCAUGUCGAAGACAACGCAAGAGUGGCUAGAGAUCUUUGAUGGGACUGGAUUACCGUAUGCCAAAGUCAACGAUUUGAUGGAUACAUUGAAUCAUGAGCAUGUGCUUGCGAGAGGGAUGGUCAAGGAGAUCGAUCAUCCAAUUUGUGGACCAAUGAAGCUGAUCAACACACCUGUCAAGUAUUCAUACUCGACUCCUGGAAUCAGAACACCACCGCCUACGUUGGGACAACAUACCGAUGAGGUGUUGAAAGAUGUACUCAGUAUCAGCGAGGCGGAUAUAAAGGAUCUUAGAAUGGAAGGUGUCGUGGGCUAGAAAGAGAUUGAAUCAAAUGUUUGAAUCUAAGUGGAUAUGGUUAAACCAUCCUUCAUGGCAUCUUUGGAUCUGGAAAGUGACUCGAGGUUAUCACAUCUUUCUUAGUCCCUACCUGGCUGAAAACUCGCAC